Messenger RNA from Drosophila ficusphila, 1521 nucleotides. RefSeq lists its product as uncharacterized. The record is from RefSeq and is a predicted model, not a curated record. The transcript is spliced from 2 exons. Gene Ontology annotation, biological process: protein peptidyl-prolyl isomerization. Lineage: Eukaryota; Metazoa; Arthropoda; Insecta; Diptera; Drosophilidae. The coding region runs from base 1 to 1119 and encodes 372 amino acids. Gene Ontology annotation, molecular function: peptidyl-prolyl cis-trans isomerase activity.
AUGGAGUCGCUUCCCCGCCACCCGUUCGCCGCCAGUGGCUUCUUGGGCUCCAGGGGCUCCAGCUUCUCGGAGCGCCACCAGCGCCGCCUCCUGCUGAGUCGCUACCGACUCCACCUCCAGCGGCUGAGGAGGGCCACCAGCCUGGUGGACCGCCGCCCGCCGCUGCUCAGCACCAGGACCUUGGGCGGCCUCGACGCCCUGCCGCAUGACGCCCGCGCCUUCCUGGAGCGGACCAACGAGAACGUCCGCCUCCUGCUGAGCCUCUCCAGGAUCAAGCGCUCCGGCGGCACCCUCGGCUCGCUGGAGGAGCCGCCGCUCCGGUCCCGCCACCGCCCCCGCUUCCGCUCCGCCCUGCCCCGCAUGCUGAACGGGCUGGACUCGCUGCAGCAGCAGAACCUCCUGCUGGGCCACCGCCUGGCGAGGAUCCGCGCCCGGAGCCGCCUCCCCGCCCAGUGGGAGUGGCCCGGGCGGCAGUCGCAGACGAGUGGCGGCCGGUGCCCCAGCCUGGUGGCGACGAGCACCCGGUCCGCGCUGGCCGAGAGCGGGGCGUUCCAGAAGUACGAGGGCUGCGACCUCCAGCUGCCCGCCGACUACUCCGAGCUGGUGCGCCUGCUGCGGCCGCGGGUCGUCCUGCACUUCGGCCUGGUGGACGGGCGGCCGCUGGGCCAGGUGGUGGUGCAGCUGUACACGGAGGCGGCGCCGCUCGUGGUGCUGCAGUUCGUCCGCACCUGCUUGGGCCACCGGGCGCACGAGUUCGCCGUGCGCCGGAUCUUCCCCUGCCUCUGGCUGGAGGGCUACCUGCUGCCUGCCGAGGAGCCGGCGGAGGGCGGCGCCUGCUGCCUCGGCGAGCCCAUGGAGUUCGACGGCCGCGUCCUGGGCCACGAGCGCUUCGGGUGCGUCCUCUCGUGCGCCAAGGAGUACUGCGUGCACGGCUUCCCCGGCGGAGCCAUCAACUUCAGCAUCAGCUUCAAGCCGCUCCAGGCGGCCAACGGGCAGCGGGUGGCCUUCGGGCGGGUCGUCCGCGGCGACAAGGUGAUCGAGUGCAUGGAGGCGCACGGGACCAAGAACGGCAAGAUCAGCCGCCCGCUGCUCGUCACCCACUGCGACGUGGUCUACUAGUCCGUUGGCCUGUGCAGGCGGGCUCUGUGGAGCACUUCUGGUGCUGCCACGCGGAGGACCCGAGUCCUUAUUCCGCGGGGUGGGACCACAAGUGCCACAAGUGCUGCUGUCGCCUUCGAAUGGAUUCUCCAAAUCGCAGUCCCGGAACAGCGGGUGCAGUGAAUGGACUUUGGCCAGCUGGACCCGAUUUGCGAGGGCUGUAAGGAACCACUUUCUGCUCAGUGCUUGGUUAGAGUGCAAGUACAAUAUAUUUGGAAUUGGCUACGACUGCCAGCGGAUGGAUGGACGCCCCGAUGGGUACGAUGGGUGCCAUCCCCGUGGACGAAUCAUGUAUAAUUAUCAAGUAUCAUAUGUGCUUCUUGUAUCGUGUAACCAGUGAUGUACACACACACUCGUCGAUUA